GUCUGCAUACUUCGAAAAAUGGGCUUCUGCCAUCAGAGGAAUUUCCGUCACUGGCGAAAGGACCUGGGGCGAGGUACCUUUCUGGGAAGCAUUUUUCCGGGAAUCCCCUUCAGGUCUCAGCGUCAUCGUUGUAAAAAUAUUUGAAGUUGGAGGAGCUAUUCACAAUUAUCAUCACUUCAAUAUGUCUACUGAAGGCAUCCAAGGCGAAGUCCGCGAUCUGAAGGCGAAACUGCAGAAUUACCAAGCAGGAAGUAUCGAGGGCCUGAACUCCUUCAAAGACGCGCGUGAAGGCGAAAUGGAAGGAAUGCAAAUAAAAGUGGCUGUGUUCGGUAUGACAGGCGUUGGAAAAUCGUCGUUAGUAAACACGAUUUGGAAGGUUUUGUAUGGCAAAGAAAGUGCUCCUGCUAUAGAACAGGCAUCUGGAGGCGAGGGUACACAGAUACUGGAAGAAUUUCACUCAAGAUCAGCUUCGGACAGUGAACUUGGCGGCUUUGUAUUUAGCGACACACGAGGAUUUAACUUCGACUUUAACAAUGCUGAAGAAAGUAAGUUACUCUCUUUUCUUUGCUCUCGACUAUGAAGAUACCUGAUAAAUCAGAUUUUGUGCGAAGUUAAGAAAAAGUUUUGACUGAAAGCGAAACGGACAAGGCGGAAGUAGAGGUCUGAUGACGUCAUAAAUCGAUGUGCUUCGCAGUUAAACUUUUGUACAUUAUGCUUUUGCUUCCCCACUAAAAUGCUCCACCUUAAUGCUCCAUUUUUCCCACUAAAAUGCUUGGUCUCCCCAAAAAAGUCACUAAAAUGCUCGGAUAAUGCUCAUUAUACAAACGGUUUUUUAAAUUAAUUUCAAAGUUUACACUCACAAAAACGUGCAAGUGUUGCAAGUAACAACGACAACGUGUACAAGUUCAUAAAUACAGCCAAAAAAAGCCAGCUGUAUUACGUUUUUUGUGAAGUUUGAGUUUUAGUCUUCAUUUUCUUUAAAAACGCAGGAGCUCGUGGGGCAAGGGCUCCUGAAAAAAGUUAAUUUCUAUUUUAUUUUCUCGGAAAAAUUAAUUUUCCGGGGAAAAUGCUCAAUGCUUUUGUCUCACUAAAAUGCUCGAAAAAAUGCUAGCAUAAUGUACAAAAGCCUAUUCGCAGUAGAACGGCGUUACUUGCCAUAGACCAUAACGCCUGGGUUGCGGCGAGUCACGAGUGCUUUGUGAGUUUCUGUGUUUUUCUAUGUUACGAAACAGCCGGUCACCGACAACUCACCGCGGUAUCGGGCUCUUUAUCUGCCUUUUUCAACUCUUUGGUUUUGACAGCUAGCAGUGCACCCCCCCCGCCCCCACCCAAUCUGGGCAAGCCCAAGGCUUGGUUAUUGACCUUUAAUGACCUAACUUUAAAAACAGGAAACCAGUCACCAGUUAGCAACAGCUAUCGUGAGUUAGAUUGUGCAAAAGAUUAUGACUGACUUCUAAAAUGACGUCAUUGUGCAAAUGGCCUUGUCAUGCACACCCCUAUCUUAAGAGUUCACGCCAUACCGGGUAGCUUUCUUGUGUCCAUCCGGUAUAGUGUGAACACCUUUCGGAUAUGUGACUCUCAGUAAUGGUAACAGGACUGAGUGGAGUCCAAUUCGGCUUGAAAUCAUGCGAGUUAUUAACAAAAUUGGACGACCGCGUAGCGGGAGUCCGAUUUGUUUAAUCACGAGUAUGAUUACAAAUCGAAUUGGACGACACGAGGUUCUAUUACCAAUUGAUCAUAACUUUAACAAAAUUUGUGAUAUAUAAAGCUCUUUUUAAAAUCAAAACACAAGAAAUUCCAAGAUUUUUGCUAGCAGUGAAAAAAAAAAGCCAUUUAAGCGCGCGCGUGAUGGCGCGUACUGUCCAAUUACUUAGGCAUGACGCGUACUGUCCUAUUAAACUGUCCUAUUAAGGCUGAAAUCAGGGCAGUUGAUAGCCAAUCAGAUUUGAGAAUUUUGUUAUAGUUAUGAUUAUUGUAGAAAUCGCGCCGAAAUCACUGUUCUUAUGUGUGAACCGAAGCCAUAUCCGUUAUGGUUUUCAUGCUGGUGCAAAAGAUAUCCGGUAUUGUGUGAACAUGGUUAUGUUUAGCAAGGUGGCAGCUUCACUUUGCCGCUGUUUAUUCAAGCAACCCUUGCCCCAUUUAAGAGUUUCCUUCCAGUAAUAUUGCAUUAAUUCCAGCAAGAGUCAUAAUCGAUUAUGGCCCCUGAUUCCAGACUAUACUUUUCAUACCCCUUUAUAUCAGAAUACAAAAUCGUGUUGUUCAUAAAUUUCAGAUGAACUCUUCCGAGUUCUCUACGGAAUUGAGUCAUCGGGCCAGCAUCUCGAACGAGGGGAAUGGGCUGAAGAAAUGGCUAAAGAAGCUGGCCAGGCUGCUCACAGGCUCAAAAAGCCUCCACUUGCUGAUCAGGUCCAUGUGGCCUUGUGGGUAAUCAAGGGUAACGAUAUUCGAUUUGAGAAUGAUCAGUACAUUGGCAAGUUUGCUUUUGUGCAACAAAAAUUGAACAGAGAAGGUUAGUUUGUCACUGUUGUUGCACCAAUACCAUUUUUAUUAUGCCGAAGGCAGGGAAAAAUAAUUAUUGAUCUGCAUCAAACUGAACACAAUACGAAAUAUUUUUGUUUAAUAUAAUCAUUCAUCCAUUAUGCUUGUAGUCCUUUUUUUUCUAACUGUUCUAGAAUUGUCACGAGCUGCAAAUGGAAUUGUUCACUGAAGAUUGAUACAAAACUCAGAAAUUUGCGUGUAAGCAAAAGCCAUAAUCCCAUUAUGGCUCUUGGGGUCCUCUUGGUGUAAGCAGAUCAUUGCUGCUGCACUGAAAGACAACUGUUUAACUGUCCAUGCGUUGUCCAUAAUGAUUUAUAGUCCAAUCAAAACUUAAGAAAAAAUAACUCGAGUGUCUUUUUGGUGGACAUGACCUACUUGUCGCGACAAAACUGGAAGAUGAAGAAAAGAUGCUUUGCGUGAAACUUUUUAGUUUGAUUAAGUUAUAUAAGGUAAGGAACGAAACUAGGCCCAUCACAGAACAUAACCUCUCUUGAAACAAUGUCCUCGUGAAGUCUGGGAAAGAGAGGGCGAGGCUCUCUAGGUGACGUCACAGCUCACGGCAGAGUCCAGGUUUAAACACCUGGGUCGAGUUGUUCAAAGCUGGGUUAAGAUAACCCAGGGUUAGUGCGAUAUUUGAAUUAAGAUUUGAAAGCUUAAAAAGCAUUUCAGCUUUAAUUCUUUUUGUCUACAAGUUGAUGAUUGGAAGCUCUAAAAAUAGCACAGAAAAUGCUUUUGAACACAAGAUAAAGAAACCAGGGUUAUUAAAGCGCUAAUCAGCCUUCGAACAACUCGGCCCUGGGGACUAAGCUGCACCGUACGAUUGUAUAUUUUAAAAAGGCUUUUUGUAUUGGUUCACAGGUGUCACCAUAGUUACAGCUGUCACUCACUUUGACAAGCUGAAGUCUAAGAACAAAAAUGAGGUCCGAAGAAAAGCCAUGGAAGUGACCGGAAGUAGCAGAGGAAAUACGUUUCUUUUCGCCAAUUGGCUUCCUGAUGAGGAAGAUUAUGACGUGCAAAACCAGCUUGAAGUGUUGCGAAUGUUAAAAACUGCACUAGCGUGUGGAGAACGAUCUGUUAAAUCUCGACAAGUUUUGCGGAAGCUAGACAAAAAAUAAGGGAAUGGAAGGGGCGUCCCAUUUGACGUUUUUUUAGAAUUCAAGCAUUUUGUUCAACAAUAUGUAACUACAAGCAUUGAGAGGACUUGUAACUUUUAUAGGUAUCUUUCUCUUUAACAAUUAUUCUUCGAGCCUCUGAGUCAAUAGCGCCGAAUGGGCUAUUGACUCAGAGGCCAUGAGGGCGAGAGGAAUAAUUGUUUUAAUAAAAUCCAACAAGUUGGUCAAAAAUAUCGAGACAAAAGAACUUUAGCUAGCAAAAGGCGAUUCAGCCGUCAUUGUUUUGGUUUUCAAAGCUGGUACUUUUCGCUACUAGUAGGCUAUAACAUAUAGCCUAGUAGUAGCUCAACCAAUCAGAACGCAGCAUCGAUAAUAGACCACUAGUUGGAUUUUACUAAAUAUUAAAAGCCUUGAUUACCCAGGUCCAACGGUGAACCGAUAAGGAAAGAUUUUAAAUAGAUCAAAAGAUUGCUUUUUUUCCCGGGUUAAGCAUGCUUAAAGCCCUUUUCAUGCGAAAAUUGGGGUCAGUAGCAUAAAGCCUCCCGGAGGGGAGGUGGGGGGAAGGGAGGGGCACCCAAGAGAAGCCAAAGUAGAGGUGACGUGUGCUGCAACUGCCUUCAAACUUUGAUCCUGUUUAAAACAACAGGCCUUUUUUUCACGGGGCCGUAGCAAGCCUUUAGAAACUAGGGGGCACAAAGAUUUUAGGUAGCUCAUUGUAUCCGAAAAGCAGAGGGUUUUGGGUCUGGAGGACCCGUUGAACUGGUCUCUGUAUCUUAAAACCAGAAAAUGUUUCACGUAGCUGCAGAGACAUCAUUGUUUCAAUGCUGUGGGAGAUGAAUUGUUAUUUUCAACUUUUAUGGGUGCAUGUUCUGACUGUUU
Molecule: messenger RNA, 4529 nt
Organism: Porites lobata
Lineage: Eukaryota; Metazoa; Cnidaria; Anthozoa; Scleractinia; Poritidae
Source: the annotation of a GenBank genome assembly